Messenger RNA from Saimiri boliviensis boliviensis (Bolivian squirrel monkey), 480 nucleotides. The record is from RefSeq and is a predicted model, not a curated record. NCBI's taxonomy places the organism in Eukaryota, Metazoa, Chordata, Mammalia, Primates, Cebidae.
AUGCCUUCAAUUAACUUGCAGAGUUCUGAUGGAGAGAUGUUUGAAGUUGAUAUGGAAAUUGCCAAACAAUCUGUUACUAUCAACACCAUGGGAAUGGAUGAUGAAGGAGAUGAUAACCCAGUUCCUCUACCAAAUGUCAAUGCGGCAAUAUUAAAAAAGGUCAUCCAGUGGUGCACCCACCACAAGGAUGAUCCUCCUCCUCCUGAGGAUGAUGAGAACAAAGAAAAGCGAACAGAUGGCAUUCCUGUUUGGGACCAAGAAUUCCUGAAAGUUGACCAAGGAACGCUUUUUGAACUCAUUCUGGCUGCAAACUACUUAGACAUCAAAGGUUUGCUUGAUGUUCCAUGCAAGACUGUUGCCAAUAUGAUCAAGGGGAAAACUCCUGAGGAGAUUCGCAAGACCUUCAAUAUCAAAAAUGACUUUACUGAAGAGAAGGAAGCCCAGGUACACAAAGAGAACCAGUGGGGUGAAGAGAAGUGA